GAAUGGCUUUACCUAGCAGGACCACCGCCGGUAUAGGAGACGGUGGCGACGAACGACGGCCUCACUUCUUCAAGAUCAUCCUCGACGACGCCAUUCGUGACGGCAAGCUUUUCAUUCCGACGAAGUUCGUGAAGCUGUACGGCGGAAACCUUCAGGAUUCGGCGGUUCUGAGUGACCCAUCAGGAACGGAAUGGACGGUGGAGCUGACGGAAUCGGACGGCGACAUCUGGCUGCAGAAGGGGUUUCGUGAGUUCGCCGAGUUCUACUCGCUGUCCCACGGGUACUUGGUCGUGUUCGAGCUCGUCGAUCGCUGGAUCAGCCGUUUCAACGUCGUCGUUUUCGAUCCCACGGCGACGGAGAUCGAGUACCCUGCUUCUCCGCCGCCUCUGCAGCUGCGGUUGGCGGAGGCUCCGUCGAGUAAGGCGGUCCCCAACUCAUCCCCUGUUCACGAAGGAGCAGUAACGAGUGAUUCUGAUGAAUCGGAAACUGAUGAUGAUGAUGAUGAUUCGUCUGUUGAGAUAUUGGAUGGGUUUCCGUCUCUCCCGGGGAAAGGGGAUAGAGAUGAAGAUUUGGUGAGUAAUUGUUCGAGUGAUGUGAAGAUUGGGACUGCCAGAACGACGGCGGUGGUUAUGUGUUUGAAUGCAGGGGAUCAAAUGAAGAAGGGGAAGUUUUGUGCAUCAGCUCCAGCGAAACUAGAAGUCGAUCGAAACAGAGGAGGAGCAAUGAACAGUGGUUUAAAGAGGCUAAAAGGGUUGAGUUUGAAUGAGAAGAUUGAAGCCAUUGAUAGAGCAAGGGCAGCUUUCACCUCCCAAAAGCCUCACUUCAUGGUUGCUAUCCACCCUUCCCAUAUCUAUCCUGGAUCCAUUACGGCGAUACCAUUGAGCUUCGCCAGGGAACAUUUCAAGGCCAAGGACGGGGAUGCAAUCCUCAGCAGGGAGUACAGCGGCGGGAGGAGGUGGAAGUUGAACUACACGGUGAACGCCGACCCGGGGACGUCGAGGAUCGUGGCGGCGGCGUUUCGGUGCGGGUGGAAGGACUUCGCCGGAGCUAAUCAGCUUAGAGUCGGGGACGUCUGUGCGUUUGAGCUGGUGAAGAGCAGCCCCGACGCUGCCGUCCACAUGUUCCGAGUCACCGUUUUCAGAAAAGAUCAAAAGGUUAGGUAAUUAAUUAAGUUAACUAGCGUUGUAGAUUUUGGUAUUAGACUUGUGUUUGGAAUAGAUUCCAUUUUGAGAGUCAUUACCCUUUCUUUUCGACUUUGUAGCUUUGUAAGUUGUUGGGAUAACCUAUGGUAUCAGUUUGGUCUUAGUAUCAAAUCACGAUGCAUGAUAAAGUAGAAAAAGGUUAUUUAAUUACGAAAAAUUUCAUGUUUAGACGAA
Messenger RNA from Linum tenue, 1376 nucleotides. The record is from the annotation of a GenBank genome assembly. Lineage: Eukaryota; Viridiplantae; Streptophyta; Magnoliopsida; Malpighiales; Linaceae.